Rhinolophus ferrumequinum (greater horseshoe bat) is the source of this 1705-nucleotide messenger RNA. RefSeq names its product tyrosine hydroxylase (gene TH). The transcript has 13 exons. NCBI's taxonomy places the organism in Eukaryota, Metazoa, Chordata, Mammalia, Chiroptera, Rhinolophidae. Gene Ontology annotation, cellular component: axon; perikaryon; cytoplasm. The record is from RefSeq and is a predicted model, not a curated record. Gene Ontology annotation, biological process: heart development; response to hypoxia; dopamine biosynthetic process from tyrosine. Gene Ontology annotation, molecular function: tyrosine 3-monooxygenase activity; iron ion binding. Bases 23 to 1504 code for a protein of 493 amino acids.
GACCUCAGACCUCGCCGGCGUCAUGCCCACUCCCAACGCCGCCACGCCGCAGGCCAAGGGCUUCCGCAGGGCAGUCUCGGAGCUGGACGCCAAGCAGGCUGAGGCCAUCAUGUCCCCACGCUUCAUCGGGCGGAGGCAGAGUCUCAUCGAGGAUGCACGCAAGGAGCGGGAGAAGGCAGAGGCCAUGGCCGCCUCCUUGGAGCCUGGGGAGCCCCUGGGGGCCGGGGCGUGCGAGGAGAGGGACGGAAAAGCCCUGCUGACCCUGCUCUUCACGCUGCGGGGCACCAAGUCCUCUUCCCUGUCCCGUGCCCUGAAGGUGUUUGAGACCUUCGAAGCCCAAAUCCACCACCUGGAGACCAGGCCCACCCAGAGGCCGCGGGCUGGAGGCCCCCACCUGGAGUACUUUGUGCGCUGCGAGGUGCCCAGUGCCGACCUGCCCUCCCUGCUCAGCUCCGUGCGCCGGGUGGCAGAGGACGUGCGUGGUGCCGGGGAAAACAAGGUCUGGUUCCCAAGGAAAGUUUCCGAGCUGGACAAGUGUCACCACCUGGUCACCAAGUUUGACCCUGACCUGGACUUGGAUCACCCGGGCUUCUCGGACCAGGUGUACCGCCAGCGCAGGAAGCUGAUUGCCGAAAUAGCCUUCCAGUACAAACACGGAGACCCUAUUCCCCGUGUGGAGUACACAGCCGAGGAAAUUGCCACCUGGAAGGAAGUGUACACCACUCUCAGGGGCCUCUACGCCACCCACGCCUGCCGGGAGCACCUGGAGGCUUUCGAGCUGCUGGAGCGUUCCUGUGGUUAUCAGGCAGACAACAUCCCCCAGCUGGAGGACGUCUCCCGCUUCCUGAAGGAGCGCACGGGCUUCCAGCUGCGGCCCGUGGCUGGCCUGCUGUCCGCCCGGGACUUCCUGGCCAGCCUGGCCUUCCGAGUGUUCCAGUGUACCCAGUACAUCCGCCAUGCCUCCUCGCCCAUGCACUCCCCAGAGCCGGACUGCUGCCAUGAGCUGCUGGGACACGUGCCCAUGCUGGCUGACCGCACCUUCGCCCAGUUCUCCCAGGACAUCGGCCUGGCAUCCUUAGGAGCCUCGGAUGAGGAAAUUGAGAAGCUGUCCACGCUGUACUGGUUCACGGUGGAGUUUGGGCUAUGCAAGCAGGACGGAGCACUGAAGGCCUAUGGCGCUGGGCUGUUGUCCUCCUACGGGGAGCUCCUGCACUCCCUUUCUGAGGAGCCCGAGAUCCGAGCCUUCGACCCCGACGCUGUGGCCGUGCAGCCCUACCAGGACCAGACGUACCAGUCUGUGUACUUCGUGUCUGAGAGUUUCAGCGAUGCCAAAGACAAGCUCAGGAGCUACGCCUCCCGCAUCCAGCGCCCCUUCUCUGUGAAGUUCGACCCGUACACGCUAAGCAUCGACGUGCUGGACAGUCCCCGCGCCCUCCGUCGCUCCCUGGAGGGCGUCCAGGACGAGCUGCAUACCCUCACCCACGCUCUGAGUGCCAUCGGCUAGGAGCGCCGGGCACGACCCCGUGGGCCCUCGUGGGCCGGCCCAGGGUCUCCCAGCCCUUCCCCAGCCUCCCCCGACCCCUGCUCACAUGGGGGGCUGGGUCACAGCACCCCAAGAGUCCCCCACAGACCCUCCCGACCGAGGGCCCCUGGCACUGCCGCUUCUGAGAUCUGCCUGUCCGCGUCUCCCCCCCACGCUGGCCGC